AUGCCAAAAAAAACUUAUUCGGCCAGCUAUCAUUUGCUCAAAAGUGACCCAGAACUAAACGAACCUCCAGCAUCGAUAGCAGAAGAUGAAUUAGCAGCAGACGACGAUGAAGGCACAAAAAAAUCUCCUUUGUGGAAGGCGUUAAUAAACUUAAUGGGCGAAAUCGAGGGUACGAGUAUUGUCGCCUUACCAUAUGUGAUAUCUCAGAGUGGACUAGUGGCGGUAGCAGCAUUGGUUUUCAUUCCAUUUCUGGGCUUCUAUACUGGAGCAAUAUUGAUUGACUGUCUUUACGACGAAAACGAUGCUGGAGAGAGAGUUCGUAUCAGAUCCAACUACAAACAACUGGGUGAAGCGUGCUUCACUCGUUUUGGUGGUACCAUAGCCCACACAGUCCAGUUACUCGAUCUUUUUCUUUCCGCCUCUCUGUACCUUGUAUUGUGUGCUUCACUUGCUAAUGGUAUUUUUCCAGAUUUACCGCUGUCCGACAAAUUAAGUAUGUUUAUUACAGCCACUGUAGUUCUUCCAACAUUAUUUUUGAAGAAUUUCUCUCGAGUCGCAUGGUUGAGUUUGAUUAGUGUGAUAGCUAUAUUUAUAGCUGUAGUUGCUGUUUUAGUCUACGGAAUAGCCCAUCAUUCAUCAUGGAACCCAGGAAGAAUCUUGGUGUGGGAUAUAGAGGGUGCACCUGUUUCAUUGGCAAUUAUCUCGUAUAUGUAUCUCUGUCACACUACUUUGCCUGGCCUUGAGGCAAGUAUGAAAGACAAGUCGCAAUAUCGCACAAUGCUCGGACUCACAUGCUUGUUCGCUGCCAUUAUUAAGGUGACUUUUUCAGUGUUAACCUUUUUCUCCUUCAGCUCUAACAUCGAAGAAGUAAUCUCUAAUAGCCUUCCCAUGGGAGUUCUUCGCAUCCUUGUCAACGCUUUUUUUAAUUUUGAACGUAGUUUUUUCAUAUCCUUUUCUGGUUAUUACUAUCAUACAAAUAAUCGAAGAUUCAGUGUCCUUAGAUUGUUUUUCAUUCAAAAUACCUCGUAUUGUUUGGUUUAUUGGCAUUCGAGUUGCAACUAA
Molecule: messenger RNA, 1062 nt
Organism: Porites evermanni
Lineage: Eukaryota; Metazoa; Cnidaria; Anthozoa; Scleractinia; Poritidae
Source: the annotation of a GenBank genome assembly